UGCCCUGGGCGUCCGAAACUUUGCGCGGAGAGUGGGCUUGAAUAAGCAGAGCCGAACAGGCUGGCUGAGCUGGGAAGGGACAGAGGAGCGGGAGGGGCAGAGGAGAGACCCUUUAGCACCCCAGGUCUCUAGCCUGGGUGCCAGAAAGGCGCGGGUGCAGCCGCAGGAGAGAGCUGUCCCUUCAGCACCACGAAUCUGCAAGCACAGGCGUUAGAAACCGCGAGGCGGGGCGACAGUCGGGGAGCUGUCCCUUCAGCACCACGGACCUUUGGCCUCCAAUGAAACCACCCGGCCCCCGCCCCAGGACUCUGUCUUUUCUCCAGUUUGAGCGGGGGUGUCGGGAGCAGGCGGAGAGCUUUCUUGGGAGGCUGGGGAAGCAGUGAACACUCUUUUCAGCGGCUCGCCUCCCAGCAGUGCUAUUUUUUGCCAUCCGCCCUCACCCCCAGCACACGCGCUCGCACACACACGCACACACACGCACGCACGCACACACACAGACCUCUCUGGAUUGCUUUGCCUUGAGUCUCCCGGGGCUGUGAGGAGCCAGGCGCAUCUCAAACCCAGCUGGCAGCUCCAAGCUCCGGAGCCAUGCCCUGCACGGACCUUCGUCCUUCCCAAGCUCCUGAGGAAUGAAAGGAACCCAGGGACCCUCUGAAGGCAGCAGUGAUGUGGACCAACCCCCCGGAGCCUGCACCCUUCCGAGGGCCAUAGGCGACCUGGGGAACUGGAGAGAGCGCCAGACAGGAAAUCCCAGCUUUCCCAAAGUCCCCGUGGAUGCUGGCAGAAGGAGAGCCGAAUUUUUGGAAGAGCCUGCCCUAGGUUACUCAGCUGCAGAGUGAUUUUCCCCUCUGGCACUGAAUCUCCCCUCCCACCCCCAGCCGCCCAGAGUACCAUGAAGAAUUAUGAGGAUGUGUGACAGAGGUAUCCAGAUGUUGAUCACCACUGUGGGAGCCUUCGCAGCUUUUAGCUUAAUGACCAUUGCAGUGGGCACGGACUACUGGUUAUAUUCCAGAGGUGUGUGCAGGACUAAAUCUACAAGUGAUAAUGAAACCAGCAGGAAGAAUGAAGAAGUAAUGACCCAUUCGGGGCUGUGGAGGACCUGCUGCCUGGAAGGGGCUUUCCGAGGUGUGUGCAAGAAAAUUGAUCACUUCCCUGAAGAUGCUGACUAUGAACAGGAUACGGCUGAGUAUCUCCUACGGGCUGUGAGGGCUUCCAGUGUCUUCCCCAUCCUCAGCGUCACACUGCUGUUCUUCGGCGGGCUCUGUGUGGCAGCCAGCGAGUUCCACCGCAGCAGACACAAUGUCAUUCUCAGCGCGGGCAUCUUUUUUGUCUCUGCAGGGUUAAGCAACAUCAUCGGCAUCAUAGUUUAUAUAUCAGCCAACGCUGGGGAUCCUGGGCAGCGUGAUUCCAAAAAAAGUUACUCCUAUGGCUGGUCCUUUUAUUUCGGAGCCUUCUCUUUCAUCAUUGCGGAGAUUGUAGGAGUGGUUGCCGUGCACAUCUACAUUGAAAAACAUCAGCAGUUACGUGCCAAAUCCCACUCGGAGUUCCUGAAGAAAUCUACUUUUGCUCGCCUCCCGCCCUACAGGUAUAGAUUCCGGAGGCGGUCAAGUUCUCGGUCCACGGAGCCCAGAUCCCGAGACCUGUCCCCCAUCAGCAAAGGCUUCCACACCAUCCCUUCCACUGACAUCUCCAUGUUCACCCUCUCCCGGGACCCCUCAAAGAUCACCAUGGGGACCCUCCUCAACUCUGACCGGGACCACGCUUUUCUACAGUUCCACAAUUCCACGCCCAAAGAGUUCAAAGAGUCGCUGCAUAAUAAUCCGGCCAACAGGCGCACCACGCCCGUCUGAACUGACCUCUGGCCUCUGCCCCACGCCCAGCACAGCCUUGGGGGAAGUGCACAGAGGUGUCUCUGAGGUUGCAUGGCAUGGUCCUCGUGAUGGUAUUACUUUUUACAAAGAAUGAAACCAAAUGGACUCAGCCCUCUCCCACAUUUGCCUGUCCAUCUCCAAGUCCCCAGCCCGCCCGCCCUCACUCACUUUUCAAGCCAAUCUUUAAGGUCAUUCCUCUCUCUGUAUCUGUGCCAGAUGUUUUCCUCUCUUCCUUCUUUACUGGAAGGACCUUCACAUUCUUCCCUCCUUGGAAGAGGACUUUACUAAAAGUCGUGGGUGGUGGCCAGAGGGGGGAUUUCUGAAUCCCCAUCAGGCACGUUCAUAGCUGUCCCCAUUGUCUACCCACACAGAUCCUCAGGAAACCAACCACCCAGGUGGCCCUGAGGGAGGCAUUCACCUUUCCGUGUUAGAAAAACAUGACCAGAAAUCAAAGAUGUCAGAGCCCCGAAGCAGCUACUGUAAUAAGCACUCAUGUUAUUAAAGGUUUUGCCUUGUCGUAACUAACC
Nycticebus coucang (slow loris) is the source of this 2398-nucleotide messenger RNA. RefSeq names its product calcium voltage-gated channel auxiliary subunit gamma 3 (gene CACNG3). Gene Ontology annotation, molecular function: voltage-gated calcium channel activity; channel regulator activity. Gene Ontology annotation, cellular component: postsynaptic density membrane; AMPA glutamate receptor complex. Gene Ontology annotation, biological process: positive regulation of synaptic transmission, glutamatergic; neurotransmitter receptor internalization; neurotransmitter receptor transport, postsynaptic endosome to lysosome. The transcript is spliced from 4 exons. The record is from RefSeq and is a predicted model, not a curated record. The coding region runs from base 903 to 1850 and encodes 315 amino acids. Lineage: Eukaryota; Metazoa; Chordata; Mammalia; Primates; Lorisidae.